AUGGGCGACACGGGAAAAGCAAGUAUAAGAUUGCGGGAGUUUUACAAAGGCAAGAAUAUUUUCAUCACUGGUGCCAGUGGGUUCUUGGGAAUAUGCCUUUUGGAGAAGAUCUUGAGGUGUGUUCCACACCAUGGGAACAUCUAUUUGUUGCUGAGGCCGAAGAAAGGGAAGGAUAUCGCUGAAAGGUUGGAGGAGAUUAAGAAGAAUCAGGUUUUUGAGAAAGUGUUAGAGGAUCGCAGUGUUGAAGAGGUUUUCGAAAAAGUGAAAGUAGUCGCUGGAGAUGUUGCCCAAGACAACUUGGGUCUUUCUGCCGGAGACAGAAAAUUGCUUACAGACUGUGUCAAUAUCAUCAUUCAUUGCGCGGCAACUUUGGAUUUUGGUGACACCUUGAAGACAACAGUCGAUAUCAACCUAUUGGGAACAAGGAGGAUCACACAGCUUGCAAAGGAUUGCUCAAAACUCAAUGCUUUGGUCCAUGUCAGUAGCGCGUAUGUAAACUCUUGGAGAUUACAUGCUGAGGAAGUAAUCUACCCACUUCCAAACAAAAUGGACGCCGAAGAGUUGAUAUCGUUGGUGAAUAAGCUGAGUCCUGAAGAUCUGGACAAACAGACGCCAGAUAUUCUUGGAGAGCAUCCUAACACGUAUACGAUAACCAAACAUUUGGCUGAAUUGGAAGUGCAAAAAAUGGAGAAACUAUUCCCUUGUACCAUUGUGAGACCAAGUAUGAUUGUUGGGUCGUGGAAAGAACCAGUCCCCGGUUGGACAAUUAGCAAAAACGGUCCUCAAGGAUUCUUCAUGGGCGCAUCUAAAGGUGUUAUCAGAAGAUUACCCGUUGCUUCCCGCUUGAUCUAUGAUUACAUUCCCGUUGAUAUUGUCGUGAACAAUAUGUUGGCUGCUGGAUACUAUGCAGGUGUUACAAAGCCCAAAGUUGUGACAAUCUUCCACGCAACCACAAGCACCAGAAACCCGUUCAGAUGGUACAGCGUCGAGGAUAGAAUCAACGAUUAUCUUCAUAUGUUCCCUCUCCAGUCGGCCAUCUGGUAUCCACAUUUGAAACUACUACCGUCCAUCACGUGGUACAAGAUCUCGGCGUUCUUCGUACAUAUUUUGCCGGCUAUUUUGCUGGAUAUGGUGCUCAGAGUUACCGGUGGACGACCAAUUUUAAUGAAACUUCAUGGCAAUGUCAAUACAUCGCUGAAUAGGCUGGAGAAAUUCAUUUUCACGGAAUGGAAGUUUGUGGCACGAAAAACUGCGGAUCUACAGGAUUGGAUGGUAGGCGAUGAUCAAAACACAUUUACGGUUGAAGUGGCAACGUUGGUUUGGCACGAGUACUUCAAAGAUCUAACGAGAGGCUCCAGGAUAUAUCUCAGCAAAGAUCCUAUCAAAACUUUGAACUCUGCCAAGACAAAAGAUCAAAUAUUGCAUGGCGUCCACCUACUAUGGCAGACCCUCGUUUUCCUUUUAUUCUGGUAUUUAUACGCAUGUAUGCUCGGUACAACAUUGUAUGGAUGCAUUUAUUUCAUACCAGUAUUUUUCUUGCUGUAUAAUCUGCUGUAACUUAUAAGUUUUGAGUAUAAAGUAUUUUCUAAAUAUUUCUAUGAAACUCACUUUCUUUUAAUCUAACUUGAGGUUUAAAGUACUGAGCAUGGAAAAAGGCAAGAUUGCUCAAAAAUCUCGUAAAGCAACUGACACACUGUCUUUUCAAAUGUUGUGUGAUCGGUUUGCGUAAGUAAAAAAAAAUAUGAAUUUUUCUAGCCUCAUUUUUGAAGUUUAUCAUGAAGCUGUUGUGUUUUUUGGGUGUUAUUAUUGUUUAAAAACGAAUGAUAUAUAUUUAUAUUUUAUUGUAAUGUUAAGAGUUGUGUUAAGCGAGGCAUCCAUGUACCAAUAAUUUGAUUUGAGGUAUGAGUAAGGCAUAUAUAUAUUUUUCUAUACUUCAGUUUAUGUUAGUUGUUAUAGAGCAUUUCGGAGCGGUAAAUUUGCAGAAUGUUAGGCCCACAUUUAUAGUCGAAGAAAAUUUUUUGUGAAUUUUGAGUAUUUUGAAAAAUUCCAAAUAUUUGGAUCCAACAAUUUUUAAAAAUCAAUAAAUUUCGACAAAUUUUAAAACUUUGGAAAUUCCGAAUUUUAUAGAAAAUUUGAACAUUUUGAAAGUCCUUAAAACCACAAAAAUUUCGAACACAUUAUUUUGAAAAUCUUGAACAUCUAUACAUCUUAUAAUCUUGAAAACUACGAAAACUUAAAAUUCUGAUUCUUGAAAUCUCGAAAAACUUCACGAAAAAUUUGUAAAUGUUGAAAGAAAAGUCGAAAAAGACUUGAAACUGAAUGUUUUGAAAAUUUUGACGAUUUUGGAAAUUUUGAAAGUUUAAAUAUUCUGAAAAAAGUCUUUACCAUCUGUUAUUCUGUAAAGUGCAAAUGUAAAAUCGCCACUUCAGGGUAUUCGUUCAGCUCUCAAUAAGGACCUAUUUAUAGUCAGUGCCUAAGUUUCUGUUUUUUUUGUGUGGAAAUUGCAUUUACUGCAAACAAUUUACGCAUUAUCAUUGAUUAAAGCAGGUAUGCUACCUGAAGAUCUCUAAUCAUAAAUCCUGGCCCAAAAAGGCAUCUGCAAAAAGCGAUCUGUCUCAGUGCCCAUCUGUGCUACAGUAGCAGAUUACAAACAUGAAUUUAGAAAUCCACAAUGAGUGUUUGAUUCUGCAUGACUGUCAUAGAUGGGGCAUCCCUUUUAUGCCUAUAUCAUUUGAGCACCAUCAGUUGGAAUACAUCGAUCCAUGGCAUUAUUUUGCGUUUGAUCUAAAGAACAUGUAGAAUCAUAUAAAAUAUUGUUAAGUUCGUUUUGCAGGUUCAUAUAUAUUGUACCAAUAUUUUUGUAUUUUAUUUUUCAAUAAAUAAAUUAAAAAGUAUUUCGUUCAAGUUUUGUUAAAAUUGAAAAAUUUCAAAGUUCUAAAAAAAAAUGUUUCCGAGAAUUUUGAAAUAUUUCAAGAAUUUCAAAAAUUGAAGGUUUUCAGAAUUUUCUAAAUUCUGAAAAUCAGUUAGAAUAAAACAAUCAAUGGUAUUAUUUGGGGAUUGGUGUUAAGAACAUGUAGAAUCAUAUAGAACUGUCAAGUUCCUUUUGCAGGUUCAUAAAUGUCCAACCAACAUUUUUGUAUUUUAUUUUUCAAUAAAGAUACAAAACAUUU
Messenger RNA from Acanthoscelides obtectus, 3170 nucleotides. The record is from the annotation of a GenBank genome assembly. Lineage: Eukaryota; Metazoa; Arthropoda; Insecta; Coleoptera; Chrysomelidae.